ACACCUUUCACUUUCAUUUAUCAGGAAGACGCAGCAAACAGUGUCGAGCCAAGUGAAGGAAGAAGUCUGCCAAAAUGUCAGCAAAUGACACAGAGGAGGCAAUGGACUGGUCUGAUGGCAAUCAUUUCCAGCAGCCUCCAACGUCUGUGAAGAAUUCUUCUGAGAACAAAGAUGAAAUUCAAGUCACUCUCUCAGUCAUGUGGUCAGAGGAUGUUCAACCACCAAAAUUUAAAGUAGAACUGGAGAAAGCUCUGCAGACCUGGGCCAACACCAACGACACAUUUGAAGGGGACUGCAAAGUUUUAAACGUUUUAGAAGAUGGGACUGCUGUGAUCAGUCUUAAUCCUGCUUCAGCCCAGAGUGAGCUUCAGAAACUGAGUGGACAACAGCUGUCCACGAAAGAUGGAAAAACAUUUUCAAUAAAGUCUGUUAGUUUGACACCGCCAGAGCUUACGACACAAACGUCUGCUUCAAUAAAACCCCCUCCUUCAUCUGUGCCAGAGCCAAAAGAUGAUCAAAUGCAACUGGAGGAGCAGAGCGGUGCAGCUUCUUCAGAGGGAGAGGAGACAUGUACUGUCUCAGUGGGCCAUUUCUGGUAUGUGAACCACAUCUUCAAGGAGGAAGUUAAACGUAUAGCAAAAGAGAGGGGAGUUACAAUCACAGCAGAUGUAAAUGUGAAAUUUCAAGCAGCCCGGGGAGAUGGCAGCCCACAAGAAGCUCUCUCUGAUUUUACAAACCUUGUCCAGAAGUGCUUAGGUGAUUCAGAUGGCUCAACUAUUCCUCUUCAGCACGUGGAUCAAGAUGAGUGGAAAGACGUUCUAAAAUUUGCCAAGCAGAAGGAGAACAAGUUUUUGCUUACUCUGUCCUCUGAAGAAAUUACCGUAUGUGGGCCGAGACAAAGUCAAGAUGUCCUCAGAAAGUCCUUAAAUGCAACACUUCACAGCACCUCCAUGGACGAGUCUACAUUGGCGUCCGAAGAUACUUCAAUGAAUAUCGGCAUGAGCAUCAAAGACCCUCUCGUCAGUGCUGGACUCCCCAUAGAAGAGAGCUACUGGAAGCUGAUGACUUCUUCCUAUGAUGAGCAAAUCACUAAGAUCAAAACUAAGUUUGGCGUGGACUUGAAAGUAUCAGACAGCAGUCAAGGCAAAGUGGAAGUCAAAGCUUACCACAAAAGAUCUGGAGGAAAUGCGUCAAUGGAGAGCCACGCUGUCAGAUCUCUUCUCCAUCUGUACCAGAAGAUUGUAACAUCACCCUAUAGUUUCACCCGACAACUAGGUGCUGCUGGGUUCAGUAACUUGAUGUCUGAGGGAGCCUCCGGCGGACCUGUGUUGAAUGGACAAUCAGGAGACAAGACUGAUGCAGCUAUAGAGGAGGGGGCAGCAGCAGGAGAUGAUAAAGAUGAAAACUGUCCUAUAUGCAUGGAUAAAUUUAAGAAUAAGAAAAAGUUGAAGUGUAAACAUGAGUUUUGUGGAGAAUGCCUGGCACAUUCAAUGGAAAGCAUGGGACCUACCUGUCCUGUUUGCAGAGAAGUUUUCGGUAUGAUGGAGGGAAACCAGCCAGAUGGUACAAUGAAGUCGUGCACAAAUUUCUGGUCUCUCCCUGGAUUCCCACUCUGUGGCACUAUAACCAUCACAUACGACAUUCCAAAUGGACGUCAGACGGAAAAGCAUCCAAAUCCUGGACAGUUCUAUCAUGGUAUUAACAGAACAGCAUAUCUGCCAGACAACAAAGAGGGCCAAGAAGUGCUGCAUCUGUUGAAGAAAGCAUUUAAUCAGAAACUUAUUUUCACUGUUGGGACAUCCAGAACAACGGGCAAGGACAACCAGGUGACCUGGAAUGACAUUCACCACAAGACCAGCAUGUCAGGAGGCCCAGAGAGUUUUGGGUAUCCUGACCCCAGCUACUUGAGCAGAGUCAAGGAGGAGCUGAAGGCUAAAGGCAUAGAGUGAAGACUUUGAUUUAAAGGGGCUGAGGAAAGUUAUUUUCACACAAAAAAAUUACGAUGAUUAUGUUAAACAACACUGGAGUGCGCAUUCUGUUGUAUUGUGUACUGCUUCUCGCAUUUUAAGUAAACAUUGCUUUGAGGUUUGCUGGUAAAAUACAUCUUUAGGGUUUAUGGUUUAGUAACAUGUAUAAUCCUUAUCUAAUAAGUGUAACUUUUUUGAUGAAGGAUUUCCUCAAUAUUUUGUUGAUUGGUAAAAUUACCCAACUUAAAACAGUGUAAGCAUGACAUUAGCAUAGAUAAACUGAUUUUGAUGUCUACAGUACACACAAUCCAAUUUACUGGUCCCCUAAUAAAUGGUUAAAUCAG
Messenger RNA from Plectropomus leopardus (leopard coralgrouper), 2311 nucleotides. RefSeq lists its product as uncharacterized. Lineage: Eukaryota; Metazoa; Chordata; Actinopteri; Perciformes; Serranidae. Gene Ontology annotation, biological process: protein ubiquitination; Notch signaling pathway. The record is from RefSeq and is a predicted model, not a curated record. Gene Ontology annotation, molecular function: metal ion binding.